Molecule: messenger RNA, 4467 nt
Organism: Mus caroli (Ryukyu mouse)
Lineage: Eukaryota; Metazoa; Chordata; Mammalia; Rodentia; Muridae
Gene: S100pbp
Product: S100P binding protein
Molecular function (GO): calcium-dependent protein binding
Source: RefSeq, a predicted model, not a curated record
GGAGGUGAAGAGCGGGCGGGACGUAAGGGUCGGCGCCCGUCGUCUAGGCGAGGGGUCGGGGGAGGGCCGCCUGUUGCUUCUCCACAGGGCCGCGUUCUUCGUCUUGCCCCCCUGAGGAGUAGGGAAGCUCGUCUCGCUGAGGGAAGGGCUGCUUCUCGCACCAGAGGAAGGUGGGAGUCAAUCACUUUGACAAGUCUCCUGGAAGGAACAGCCAGCAGGAGUUGAAACCUUUUUCCAUUUGGUCUCGUGGCAAAGGCAGAGAUUGCUCCAGCAGCUCCACACAAUAUGACGUGUUCACUCUUGCCCUCUGAACAGUCCUCUGGUACCUCUUUUCUGCCUAAGAACAAUGCCUCAUUUUCUUGGGGUUCCUCGGAUGAAGAGGAGUUGGAUGACUCCUUGUUGGAGUUUUCUGAUGGAGAAGAAGAUGAUGGCCAUUUCAGUUUCACAGAGGAAGAGAUUGAGAUGCUCUUGAAGGACGAUGAUGGUGGGCAUAAUGAGUAUAGACCGAGAAAGAGUCAAAUUCUACCUGAUACUCCUCAAGAAAAUUCUUUGUACAGCUUGGGACCAGCAGCUGAAACCCCUGGCUUCCUAAAACUACCUCAACUAAGUACAUCAGUUGGUCAUGGACCGACUCCUAGUAAAUCAUUAAACAGACACUUUGUACUUGAAAAGAAUCUUAUAAAAGUAACUGUUGUCGCACCAUUUAAUCCAACAGUUUGUGAUCCUGUGCUUGAUAAAGACAAGAUCGAUUCCUCCAAAGAAACGGAAAAUCCUGCCUCCCUUCGGGAACAGACGAGAGAAGAUGAUCCUCAUCCUAAUGAGAGUAAACGUUGCACUGAGCCUGAAGGGGUCAGUCCCAAUAACUCUGCUUGGGAUGGGCCCCUGCUUUCUUCUUCAAACAAUAACAUCGAACAAACUGCCUCUGAUAAAAAUAUACCUGAAAGUAAGAAACCUACCCCUGUGUUCUCUCAGAUCUCCAACCAUUCAGAGGUCCCCAACAGGAAAAACAGUGGAUCACAUAAAUCAGGUUGUGAAGUGAGAAUUCCAGUUGUGUCCAGUUCAUCAAACAGACAUGCCUUUGACAAGGAUUCUGGGGAGGCGAAAGGUGAGAGAAGACUAGGCAAAGUCAUUCCUGUUCUACAAACUAGAACCAGGAUGUUUUCACAGUCAGAUCUAGAAAAGCAGAAGGACAUUUAUCUCAGCAAAGUCAUUGCUCAUAUAGAAGAUCCAGGGGACUCUAACCAAGGUACCUUGGGAGAGCUAGAUGCCCUGAUGGAUCAAGUUCAAAUGCAGUACCCAGACUGGCAGCAUCCUUCAGAUCUUACCACACGAAACUACGCGCGGUUCCGACAGAGGCCUCUGCAGAGGUACAGCCUGAGUCAGUGGGUUGACAGGAACAAGCGGAGCCACCAUCGGUUCCAGCGUCUCCCAGACUUCUCCUACAGCCCUUGUGUCUCAUCCCAUCAACAGUGACAGUUCCUGCCGAGGGCCCCGACCAGAGCAGCGUCGCAUUUUCCUCUGCUAUUUUUGUUUGUAUAUUUUGAGUUUUAUUUUUCACAAGAUUUUUAUUUAAAGAAUUUGUCACCUUUUGGAAAUGCCCAUUACUGUCUUGAAUUUUUGUUUUUUAAUGAGGGCCACCCCCCCACCCCUGAUUUGUAUGUCUGUCUGGUGAAUAUGUUUCAGCAAGGUUAAGUAUUGUUUUUCUGUUUGUUCAUUGUUGUUGUUGUUGCUGUUUUUAAAUUUUAAAUGAAGGUAAUUCUCUUUUGAAGGCCUGUAUUAAGUCAGAACAUUCAGGCUUUGAGUAAAAUACCAGCUGUAAGCGCAGGCAGAGUCACCUUCCAGUCUACUGUAAGGAAGAGGCUGUUUUGCAGGCUAAGAGCCGGUAUUAUUAUUGUUGACUUGUGAAUAGAUAGAAGUCACUUUUAAUGACCCCUCUUUUUAAGUUUGAGUUUCUUGAAUACUUGUCAGUAUUUUAAUGUUGCCAAUUCAGUACAUUUGAAAUAGGAGAGAGAAGGAGAAAAGUCCUGUUGAAGGGCUAGAUUAAAAGUGUAAAUCCUCUCCUUUCUGUACCUAUUAGCUGCCUUUUAAAAAAAUUAUUAUUAGUGGCUUUUUUCACUCUCUGUUAGAUAUAUUUCGUUCAUAAUGUUUGAAAUCUUACACAUCUUAACUGACAGAAGACAGCUGAAUAACCCUUGUUCAGUACUCUGUGGUCUUGCGACUGGUUGGUUUCUCUGCCCCGUUUUUUUUCUUUUCCUUUUCCCACUCCCAGUGACCAGUUAGUCCUGAAGCUUUGCAGUAAGUGUUCUUAUGUCCUGUUAGACUGAGACAUGACUCUCAGGGUGCCCUCUGUCUGCUGAAGAAAUCCUACCAGAAUCCUGACUGCUGUUAGGCCAGCACAAUUGAGAUGUCUAGGAAUCUUCAGUCCCUUCUGCGGAACCCCGAGUUUAUAUGUUGCUGCUAUUCAAGGAACCUUCUUCCUAUGAAAUCCUUGGGAGAGUCACUGUUUGGCCUCUCCUGUUGGUUACAGGUACCCUUAUACCCUGGAUGUUAGUGUUGUAGUUGUAGCAUUGGGUCCAUUGUUUCACAUUAGUGUUUGAGCAUCUUGGGAAAGUACGAUUGAGCCCAUGCACCACAACACCGCCAUGCACCGCAUCACCUGCUCUUGAGUAAGGUGUGGUGUUCCAACCAAAGCGCUAGGCUCUGUGUACUGUCUUAAUGGAUGUCCUAGAAGAUGUGUAUUUCUUACAGGCAGCUCUAGAGAUCAUUCUGAGAGGGUUUACAAUAUGACACUCCUGCUCUGCAGUCACUGUGGGGGUGAUUCAUAGUUGCCUAGCCCCUGUCUCAUUUUAUAUGUGGCCAACCCACCCUGAAUAGUCCACUCUGCCUCAGAAAAAUGAUCUUUUUGUUCUGUUUUGUUUUUGUUUUUCAAGACAGGGUUUCUUUGUAUACUCCUGGCUGUCCUGGAACUCGCUCUAAGACUGGGCUGGCCUUAACUCACAGAGCUCUGCCUGCCUUGCCUUCUCACUGCUGGGAGUAAAAGGAUGGAUCACCAUUGUUGGACUGAAAAAGUGACUGUGAUUAGGAAAAUCUUGAUUUUGUUUGUUUUGUUUUGUUUUGUUUUGUUUUCAAGCCUUUAGUAGGUUUGGAUAAAUGUUCCCAUGUGUGUGUUAAUUUUAUCUAGUGAAAGUUUUUUCUUCUUUCCUUCCUUUUUUGUGGCAGGGUCUCCUGUAAAGCCUAGGCUAGCCAUCAACACACUAUUUAACCCAAGAUGGUCUUGUACUUCUGAUUUUUCUGCCCCACCUCUCAAAUACUAGGAUUGAAGGUGUGCACCAUCAUGCCCAGAGAGAAUUUUCUCUCCCUCCAGCCCCCCACCCCCACCCCCCAGACGGGUUUUUUUAUGUAGCCCUCCUGGCUGGGUAGACCAGGCUGGCCUCAGGACUCGCAGAGAUUCACCUGCCUCUGCCUUCUUAGUGCUGGGAUUAAAGGUGUGCACCACCACUCCCUGCUUUUGACACCCCACCCCCCCCCAGAAAGACUUUUCUAUUCCUUAGUUAUUUGGUUUAGAUUCUGGGACGAGACAUUGAAAGGCAGUAGUCCAGUCACCUCUCUUGGUGGGCACGCUUGUUGUUGACCUCAGUUGACUUGUCCAAGAUGCUGUGAGUUAGCCUGAUAGACUGAGAUAUGCCAAACAAUCCACCAUGGGACCAAAACAAAGUGCAGAUUAGAUACCGCUGGAGUAGCUAGCACUGGGGCUGGAUGGUUCCCAGGGGGAGCCCAGGGAGUGGAGGGACAGCAAAGCUCCUGCUCUCCUGCUACCAGGAGGAAUUAAGACUGAAUGUAUAAUGGGAGCGCUGCCUCUGCCAGAGCAGAUGAGUGACAGGUUAACUAGAAAAUGUGACAAUCACAUUUCCUCUUGCACAGAUAAUUCUGUUUUUCCAAAGUGUUAGCAGCUAAUUAAAUCUGGUGGACUGGGGGAGGAGAGAGCUGUUCUGUAGUGGUUAACAUGGUAUUCUUUAAGGAGAAAAAAAAGCCAAAGAAAACUCAUCCGGCAUGUUAGCCUUAAAGAUGGUACUGGCCAGAAGCUGGGGCUUAAUCUCUUCAGAGCUGCAUAUCUCUUAUGUUUGGGAUUGGCCUCGUAAGUCUUGUAGAUUAAAUUAAUUCUUGCUGUAUUUUUAAAUUUGAGUAAGGGUUAUGUACAUUUAACUGUGUUCCUGUCUUUUAUCAUCCCUGAGGACGUUCUUACCAUAGGGGUCUUGACAAAGCAAAGCUAAAAUGUGUUGUUGAUAAAUAGUUCCGUGUAAGUCAGGAGCCGAAAUAACAAUAGCUCUGCAGCUCAUCGGGCCCCGAUUUACUUGCGUUGUUGUCAGGGUCGAUUAUGAAAAUGAAGUUUGGUGCCUCCUUUUUUAUCAUGUUUUUCCCCUUGUAGCAGUUGUGUUUAAUGUCAUUAAAAAGAAAUAAAAGUUCUCA